This is a messenger RNA of Mytilus californianus (California mussel), 5361 nucleotides long. RefSeq lists its product as uncharacterized. Bases 154 to 1221 code for a protein of 355 amino acids. Lineage: Eukaryota; Metazoa; Mollusca; Bivalvia; Mytilida; Mytilidae. The record is from RefSeq and is a predicted model, not a curated record. The transcript has 4 exons.
UUUACAUCCAUGUAAUGAUGUAUCGAUGAUUUCCCCUGUAUCGACUGAUAGAUACUGAUAGGAUAUCAUUAGUUUAAACCAGUUUUACAAGUUUAAGAUAAAAGAUUAAAAGGAUAUAAGCAUUUGUAGGAUUAGAUUUGUUUUUUGUUCAUCAUGAAAAGUUACUACAAACCUUGGUUAUUGGCUUGUAUAUUAGGAGCAGUUGUAUUAAUAUAUACAAUGAGUAAAUACAAUGAAGUUUUGACAGAGCUACAGACACAAAGGGUAAAAUUUGAUGCAAUUGAAUAUAAAAUCAGUCCAGGAAUAAUAGCCCAGUCAGCUUCUUUAGAUGGAAAACAAAGAAUUUCUGUUAGUGGUACAUUUGAAGAAAAUAGAAAAGUUCCUAAAAUGCUUAAAGAGUUCAAACCAGAAUCAUUUUAUCAAGAUAAAGCUGCUAUACCUGACUACAAAACAAAAUUACAGAUGCUUAUUGAUCAGCAGGUUCCAGCAGAUAAUCCAGACUUGGUGAAAAUCAUCCGUAAUCACUACAUUGAACAGCCAUCACAAGAACCAUACAAUUUACUUAACCCAGAGCGAGUUGAUUAUUCACAAGGCCAGACACCAUUUAUUGAUAGCAGACUCAAUUAUAUGGAAGGUGGAUUCUACGUUGAAUGUGGAGCCUUAAAUGGAGAAAAGGGUUCAAAUUCCUUGUUUUUUGAAAGAGUUCGCAAGUGGAACGGUUUGUUGAUAGAAGGUGAUCCAACUAACUAUGCUGAAUUGAAGAAGAUAAACAGAAAGGCAUUUUCAAUAAAUGCAUGCAUCAGUCCAAGGGCAACACCAUUUAAGGCCAAGUUUCACAAAGCUUUCAACAUGGGACGUGCUAUCCAUGAUGAACAAUCUGAAAACUGGGUAAAAAGAAUUCAUAAAAAUAAAGAUUUAGUAGAAAUAGAAUGUUUCCCAUUAUAUUCUUUGAUGCUAGCAUUGAACAGAACAACCAUCGAUUUCUUCAGUUUAGACGUGGAAGGGGAUGAAGUUAAUGUUCUAAAGACAAUACCAUUUGAUAAGCUAAAUAUAAAGAUGAUGACAGUAGAAUAUGCACAUGGUGGAGCAGGUGGUGCUGAUAUGCAAAGGUUUCUACAGAGUAAAGGUUACGAGGUUGUUCUCAAGGUUUCCAAAGAUAACUGGGGUGUCAAUGAUUUAAUCUUUAGAAAGAAAGGUGUAGCUGAUGGAAGUACCAUUUAAACUUCAAUCAAUAUUGUUAAACUAAAAUUUCAUGAACAAUUUGUUUAAAAAUCACAAAUUUAUUUAUAAGAUCUGAGACGAAGGAUAAGCAAAAUUAUGAUUAUCAAAAUUUAUUUUAUUAAUCAUAACCUUUCUUACAUCACAAAUUUAGCUAAACAGUCAUUUUGUUUCUCCUGUGCAGCAAGCAAGACUCAUUUACAAGUACAUAGAUCUUAUUGCUUGAUCCUUUAUAGAUUUGGGUCAUACCGGGGAUACUUCCCUUUAUAUGUUUUCUGCAAAUUCUUUUUCAAAUACUAAAUCUUUAUAAAAAUUGACAGUAUACAAUUUAAUGUAUGUACUUGAGAUUGUGUCAAAGUCAUGCAAUACUUCUUAUCAUUUAGUCAAAUUUCAUUGCCUAAAGAUCAUAUAGAAUUGUUUUUAAGGGAAUUUAGAUAUGUAUUUUAAAAUUCAUAGGAAGUAUAUGUUUUGACAUCGCCAAAAAUACUGCAAACCACAUUUACUGCUGUAAAUUCAGAAAUUUUUGCAUGCAUUUAUUUUUUGAGCAAUUGAUAAACAUGGGAGAUUAAUUUAUUUUAGAAAUAUUGCAUACAAGUAAUGCAGAUUGCUAACAUAAUAAUAUGUAUAGUAAAUGUCAAAUUUUGCAUGAUUUUCUAAAAAAAAGUAAUUGUUGCAAAGUUUUGGAGAAUAUUAAUAUAUUAUUUAUGCAACAUACUUUCUGUAAAAAUAUAUGUAGUCACAUCAAGAGCUUUGUCAAAGAUAUCUGAAUAUUACAUUUAAUGUAUGGUUGAUGAUCCUGUCUAAAAUAUAAUUCAAAAUAUUUUUAAAAAGGUUAUAAAUUUGUUCCUUCAACAUAUUACUUGUUGUUUAAUAUAGCCAAAAGGGAAUAUUGAUUAAGAAAUGCAAUGAUAUUGACUUAUAUUGAUAUCUGAGAAGCUACUAAUAGUAAACAAAAUGUCCUUAUCAUACGUUCUCUGAUGAUCUUGGAAUCCUUAUAAAUUAUAAGGUCAUCAGGUAUAAACAAAAUUUACCAAUUUAAUAGACAAGAGAGACAUGUCUUGUCUCAAUUAAAUACUCAGGUUUUAAUGCUACUUAUUAGAUUUAUUUUAUUGUCUGUUAGUUAAAAUUAUUUUGUCAUGUCUGUUUUUUCAUUGGUUUUGCAUCAAGUCUUUCUUUUUAAACAGUGCCAGCUAGUCUGCCAGUAAGAGAAAAAAAGGUACUUUAAAAGUCCAAUUAAAAAAUCAUAAAGUAAACAUAUAAUGCACUUUGACCCCAAAAUUAUUCUUGUUCCAAAUUAAAAAUCAGAAUGGAAUCUAAUAAUAAUGAAGGGUAUACAUGUGUCCACCUAAAAGUUCUAAUAUCUUCAUUUUCUGAAUAUUUUGUGGAAUAUUUUUUAUUUUUUAAACAUAAAUGUAUAUUAUAUUCAGAAAAAGGAAGUCAGCUUUUAGAAAAUCUUAGCUGGCUCCCAAAUAACUGUCCAUUAAAUAUAUAACUAUUAACCUCAGGUAGUUGUCUACUUAAUCUGGAAGAACUGAAAAUAUCUUAAAACGUGUGUUAGAGUAUAGAAGGGUCAAAUAGAUUCAUUAUUGUUUAGAAAGUAAAACAUGACCACACAUUCAUCAACAUCUAAGUUCAUUUUUUUUUUUUUUCUGUUUUUGUUUAUUAAUUUAUUUCCUUGUUGUUUUUUGUGUUCUAUUUUUUUCUUCUUCUUUUGUGCCACUUAAUUUUUCUGUCCAAUUUAUACAAAUGUUGAAAUCAUAUGUAAUGUAUGCAUGCUCUUAUAUAGUAUUGUUAAAUAUGUUAAAUGGAGAAGACUUCAUAAGUCUGUUUGACUUGUGUCUCAUCCAAUUUGUGUUUAGGCAAAUAAAAUAUGUUUAAAUUAAAAACUAAACUAAAACCUAAAUCCAUUAAAAAUCAACCAGAAAAUUAAUGUGAUACAAAAUAAUGAAAUACACAACUUUAUAUUGUGAAUACUACUGUCUUUUUAUGUAAAUGGUUUUGCAAUCACAAUUUUGCCCUGUUAAGUGUGGCUGUCUGCUGGAUAUUGAUCUUUGUUUUAAAUGUUUUUUGUAUUAAAUAUGUAUAUUUACUUGUAAGAUACUGUUUAUUAUUAGGAGUAUACUAUUAAUUAUUAUACUAUUGUGUAAACUUAGAUGUGGAACUUUACCUUUGUCUGUCGAGAUGGGUCGUUAUACGAAACCACCAAUACUGUUAGAUGAAAGAAUUUGUCCAUUUUGUCAUAAUGCAAUUGAAGAUGAGAUAGAUUUUUUGAUUAACUGUGACAUUUACAGUGACUUGAGGUUUAAUUUUUUGAUUAACUGUGACAUUUACAGUGACUUGAGGUUUAAUUUGUUUCACAGAGCUAUGGUCCUGGAUAAUUCUUUUUUUAUAAAGUCAGAUUUUGAUCAAUUUUUAUUUUUAAUACAGAAUGCUGAAUUACAGUAAGAGUUAUCUAACUUGGUGUAUAAUAUGGUAAAAAGGCAUUGAAAAGCAAUUUGCACUCUUGAUUGUAUACUUCUGUAAAAGUCAAAAUUACAUUUUAUUUAUUUUUUAUGCCCCACCUAGGGGCAUUAUGUUUUUCGGUCUGUGCGUCUGUUCGUUUGUCCGUUGGUCCAUCCAUCUGUUCGUCCAUCCGUUUGUCCGUCUGUCCCACUUCAGGUUAAAGUUUUUGGUCAAGGUAGUUUUUGAUGAAGUUGAAGUCCAAUCAAUUUGAAACUUAGUACACAUGUUCCCUAUGAUAUGAUCUUUCUAAUUUUAAUGCCAAAUUAGAGUUUUACCCCAAUUUCAUGGUCCACUGAACAUAGAAAAUGAUAGUGCGAGUGGGGCAUCCAUGUACUACGGACACAUUCUUGUUUUAUUUUAUUUUAUUCAUGUUUUAUUUUAACUGAGAUUAUUUUCAUAAACAAGAUUAUUUCAUUUUUUUCUUCACAAACUGUUUAUAUAACCUCUUUUACAUGCAUUUUAUUUAUCUAUUAAUUUUUUUUACGCCACUCAAAUGUGUUGCUUUUAUUUAAAGUCUUACUUUUUUUUAAUGUGAAAAAUUCUGAUAAUUAACAUUAUUGACAUUUUACUAUGUUACACAAUUUGUAUUUUAGUUAUUUAAAAAUAGUUUAUAUAUUUGUAUGUAUAGUGUCUCAUAAAUAUAAGCCUACUUAGGCUGGGUAUUUGUCUUAUUUUAUUACUGUACAAUGUAUAUUAUAUAAUUUGUAUAGCUUUGUAGACAAAUAUGUGACACUUUAAUAAAAUAAAUUAUUAUUAUUAGUAUCAUCAGAUUAAUCAAUGUAAUUUUUAUCCAGACUCAGUUAUACAAACAUUAAUGAUUUGUGAAAAAGAAAUAUGUGAAAUCCUUUUUGAUAUAAUGUGUUUUUGUAUUCCCUUCUGUGACACAUUUUUAAUAUAAUAUUUUUUGACAAUAUUUUGAAUCUCGUUAUUUUAGAUUUUUGUUGUUACUUUUAUAGAAUUAAAUGCAUAUUUAUUUUUUCAAACAAGAUGUUUCUUUUUUCUCAAAAAAUGAUGACUUUUUUUAACCAUCUUCCCCAGUUCACCUUAAAUGCAGGUUGUCAACCAAGCACAUUUCAUUUACAAGAAAAAGCCAAGACAGCUUUGCUCUAAAUCAGAAUUAUGUUUCUGCAAAUUGGGGCAUAUUGAACUCUGAAUUGGUUCCUUUUUUAAGUAAAGCAUUCAAAAGCUAAGUCAGCAUGUUCAUCUGGUACAAAGCAACAUUUUUGCUCACCUGGUUGUCAUAAUUACAUACAUUGUGAGCUUGUCUUGAAGAAUACAUUUGGUAUAAAGUUCUAUAAUAAAAAAAAAGUUACAUGUAUAUUAUAUAUGAAUUAAGUUGUAGUUGACCUUAUGAAUGUGACUUAUGAUAAACUGACCUUGAACAUUGAGGAAUGAACCAAAGAUAUGAGGUAUAUUAAGGUAAGAUGGGUCAAGUUAGAAGGGCAUGCUUACCUUAUCUUACUUUAAUAUACCUCAUAUCUUUGGUUCAUUCCUCAAUGUUCAAUAAUUCUAUAGACUAUAACUGUAAAAAAUAAAUAAAGAUCAUUAUAAUGCUAAAUUUAGAUAUUCAUCCAUGCGCAAUGGAAUCAGGUCAAGGUCGUAAGUUCCCUAUUAAAAAAAUAUUCAAUGAAUACUUUAAAA